Molecule: messenger RNA, 1471 nt
Organism: Beta vulgaris subsp. vulgaris (sugar beet)
Lineage: Eukaryota; Viridiplantae; Streptophyta; Magnoliopsida; Caryophyllales; Amaranthaceae
Exons: 5
Coding region: 209-1105 (298 amino acids)
Biological process (GO): mitotic G2 DNA damage checkpoint signaling
Cellular component (GO): nucleus
Molecular function (GO): chromatin binding
Source: RefSeq, a predicted model, not a curated record
CUGUAUCAAAAGUUAGGAAACAAAGCAUAUCAAUCCUAAAUUCUUUUCCAACCCCCAACCCCCAAAAAGUAAAAAUAGCGCUAAAAUCACUCUCCAAAAUCAAACAAAUCUGCAGUUCAAACUAAACACCACAAAACACAAAAAUUACACUAAAAAAAACUCUGAAGUUCAACCUCCAUCAGAAAACUCGUUUAGCUUAAUCAAAACGAUGAUGAAUUCCACGCUUUUCAUCGCAGUUCAAUGCUGUCACUGUUCCACAAUGCAGGUGAAGCAGCAGAAGAAAAGCAGCAAUAAAUGGAACUGUGUGGUCUGCAAUCAAAAGCAGUCUGUCACGAAAUUCUACGCUCAAGGUUAUCAAGCCAAGGAAAUCCGAAACAUCGUUCAGUCCUUCAAUAUGUCUCGGAAAACAGUCGACGAUAAUCAACUGCAACAAGGAGACCCUUCGUUGCGACGUUUCGUCGAAAACUUGGAAAGUGAUCAGGAGAAGGUGGAGAAGAAAGCGAAGCAACGUACUGAUUGGAAUGAGUAUUUGGAAGAUGAGACUAAUGUCAAUGUGCUGGAACCUGCUUACUUGAAAUAUAAACAAAAUGGGGAAGAAAUGGGAGUUGAGCCGAAAGUUGUAACCGAGUUUUCUGAGGAUUUGGUGUUCAAGAAGCCGAAAUUGAUGGGUAAAUUUGGUUCGUCUUCUCUUGAGUGGGGCGAAAAUCUAACAUACAAACCAAACUUUUCUAAGAGAGGAACUGGAUCGAGUUCUUUAAAAGUAGAUGACACUGAUCUGAUCAGAGAUGUUAGAAGCAGUGAUCAACUGCAGAGAGAUAAGGUUUUGACAACACAGACAACGAGUAAUUCCAAAUGGUCACAAUACAUGGCAAAAGAUGAUUUUCCCGGAGACACUGGAAGACAUUUUCAGAAGCAGCAGCAGAAAGACCAACUACUGAAGAAAGCAGGUGCUUCGAAAUGGAGCGAGUACAUCACACAAGAUGGUGAUGGGGGUGAUGAAGGAAUGAAAGCGGCUUUCGCUGAUGAUUUAAGACUGAUGAGUACACUGGAAAAUGAUGGUGUCGAUCACCUGGUCGAGGAAGACAUCCACCCCGACUUCAUGUAGUCUGUCAGUGGAUUAUGAGUAUACUUAUUCAGUUAUUUGUAGGAGAUGCAGCAGCCAAGGCAGAAGCAAGUGUCGGCAUCGACACAGGACCAGAUCUCGCAGCAUCAACAGGACUCAAGGGCAUCCCAGAAACAUCCAAAGGCAUAGGCAUCAUCUGCCUCACCAUUCCUUGAGGAACCACAGAUGUAUCAACACCAUUUCGUCCAUUACCCAUAUAUCUGAAACUCUGUCCACCAUUGCGAUUUGGCGUCUACAUUAGUGAGAAAAAAUGUUCUUAAAGACGGACAAAAGGCAAAUCAAAGAAACAAGGAAAAAAAAAAAAAAGAAAAGAAAUGAACCUGAUUAUGUUGCUGCAGCUGAUGAGAA